AUGGUCAAUAGGGAUGGUUCGGUAGAGACUGUCAGGCUAAUGGUCUACUCUAUUCUUAGUCCAACUCGAUCGAAAAGCACUUUGAAUUUAUGGCAGGCAGAAGAAGCCUACUUGAACGCGCUUUACAAGGUGAAAAAAGUCGCUUCUUCUACGGAUGCUGAUCGACCUUAUUUCCAUCAUGAAGCACAGCUUACUUUUCAAACAGCGGUCCAACUGUAUGAAAGUUCGGUCGAUAGUGUCAUUGAAAGUCGACAACGGUUGAGAGAUACGAUCAAACUAGAAAUAGAUGUUUUGACAAAGCAAAAGGAAACGGAAGAACAAAAUCGAAAGACGCAUAAAUCAAAGUUGUAUGACGCCAACACCAACUAUACGACUUUUAAAAACCGAGAUAUUGUCAAACUUCAAAAAUCAUAUAAUCAUCGAUGCGAAGAAUUAAAAACAGCACAAACACACUGGCAACAGCAACAGCAACAGCAGCAGCAACAGCAACACAGUGAAUCUACUGGAGAGAGUUAUCGAUCCAAUCGGAAUUCUGCCGAAUGGAAUGCCAGUGCGAGUCAUAGAACGUCAGGGGAUUAUAACCGAGGAGAGGACCAUGAGCAGCAGCCGGCACAACAGCCACCAAGCAGUAAAAGCCGAGGCAUGGCUGGGUUACUCUCUCACAUGCGAACAAGAGCGGUUGUCGCCAAUGCUUACUUGACGACACCGUCCUCCUCGGCCGAUCAACAAAAUAAACAAUUUAGUAAAUUUGCAAAGAUGAAGAAGGAUAUCACGGAUGCGGAUAAUGAGUAUAGAGACGGUAUAUUACUGUUGGAAAAUUUGAGAAAAAAGCAAUACAAGACAUCAGAAGAAGUGAAUAGGCAAUUGAAAGCAACGAUCAAAAGAAAAACAGAGACUGUCAAGACAUCUCUUGUCAACAUUUUACGGUCAGAGCUGGAUAGUUUGCAGAUGGAAAUCAAUUCUGCACGGGGAACUUUGAAUGCGGCGAGUGCUGUGGAUAGCACAAGGGAUUUACAGGUAUUUUCUAGUCAUUAUCAGUCCCAGGGAUACAUGUAUCCCACACCUGUGCGAUAUGAAAACUAUUAUUUUGAAGGAAAAUGCAAGGAAGUCCUGUUUGGAGGAUCGUUAGAAACGUAUGCCAUUGAACACAACACGACGGUACCGUUACUCGUGAUAAAAUGCAUCGAAGCCAUUGAGAAAGGCGGCGGAUUGCAAAAAGAGGGCAUUUACAGAGUGUCAGGACGACAAUCCAGCAUAGAGCAAUUGAAGCAUUACUUUGAAUUAGACGAAGACAGGGUGGUGUUGGAUCAGUACGAUGUGUUUACGAUGGCUACGAUUUUGAAAAUGUAUCUAAGAGAGCUAAAAAGGCCCUUGUUUGACUUUAAUACGCAAACGAGGUUGGCUUAUAGUAAAGGGAUGUCACAAGCGCAACGAUUUGGGUUAUUAGAGACGAAAUUAUCUAAUUUGUCCUUGGCACAUCGAAGUACGUUGCAUUAUUUGAUACGUCACCUGGCCAAAAUCAAUGCUCAGAGUCAGAUCAAUAAAAUGAAUAUUCCCAACUUGGCUCUGAUUUUUACGCCGGUUAUAUUUCACGAUUUCAAUCAAACGGGCACGGAAGAUUCUUCUGCGGCGUCUGGGGCCACAGCAACGAUGACGGCCGAGACGAACGCGUGGUCGCCUGACGAAUUGUUUGAAGAUCUCAUACUUUCGAUGGAUGUGAUCUUCCCCAAAGCAGAAGCGUUGGCACGGCGAAACAACGAACAUAAACUGAACCAAGCGUUGGAAGGACUGAGUCCUUUCAGUCAACACUCUCAGAGUAACCUUUUAUACCUUAGUCAUCACGCUACUCUCUUCCCGCCUUUACCGUCGACGAGGAUGAGCGCUGCGCCCCCCAUGCUCCUCACGCAGCCGAUGAACCCACCCGCCUCCUUGAGGAAUAGUCAUAGUGACAGUAGUGCUACUACGCGUGGCAGCAGACCCAUGGCGCCGCCUUUCGACUCGAAUGCAGCCGCCGCGGCCACAGCCAAACAACACGAGCCCUUCCUCUCGUCCAUGGUGGGCUCUUUGGUGCUACAGCCGCCCGUGAAUGCACAGCACCGACCACCCCAGUCCACAGCACGUAUUCCUCUCACGUUAUACCCUAGUGAUGUUUCAACAACACCUACGCCAGCGCAGUACGGUCAGACGACGCCUCUGAACAGUAGUAGUAGUAGCCAUACACGGAUGCCUCGUUUUCCACCGGGCACGACAGCCAUAGCUCCUACCACGUCUCAAGCCAACACAGCCACCCCCACGGAGCCUACACAUGCUUCUACGCCUAUGGAGCAGCAGCAGCAGCAGCAGCAGCAGCAAGCAGCGACCCUGAUGCAGACAAACAACAACAACAACAAUAGUAGUAGUAGUAACAAUAGCAGCCAUCGGUCUGUGACACCUCCACGACAAGAUUCUCUAAGAAAGUUGGACGUGCGAAUGCCACCCACAGCCAGCGUCGAUCCACUUGUUGUGAGUAGUAGUGGUAGUAGUAGUAGUCAUGGUCAUCGUCAUGCUCUUCCUGAGCAGGCAUCCUCCACCACGGAGGACAUCCUGACCCAAACAGCAACGAUAGCAGAACACUAUAAACCUAGUCUAAGUGAAGAACUCACUCUAGCGGUUGAUUAG
Molecule: messenger RNA, 2658 nt
Organism: Mycotypha africana
Lineage: Eukaryota; Fungi; Mucoromycota; Mucoromycetes; Mucorales; Mycotyphaceae
Exons: 7
Coding region: 1-2658 (885 amino acids)
Biological process (GO): signal transduction; regulation of GTPase activity
Cellular component (GO): cytoplasm
Source: RefSeq, a predicted model, not a curated record